CAAUGAGCGCGAGUGGCCUUGAUGUGCACAGCCUCUCCACAUGCAGUGUGACGUGAACAACAACCACCUAGGUCUUUCUCUUCGUGUAAAUCUUAAUGUUGCCCUUGUACAGAGGUCGCUAUUUUUGAUAAAGUAUUUCCACCGAAAUAUGUGUUCUGCUUCUCAAUUACAGUUUGCUGCGGUGUGUGUGAUACCUAAUUGUCUACUACACCUUGCACUCAGCUGACGUUUGUGAGGUUUGCACACUUUAGUCAGGUAUGACUACCGGAUGUCUUCUGUUGUAUUGAGUCACAUUUUGUAAAAACUUCAGUGGUUGUAUGAUUAUUAAGUUGCAAGGCGUAUUGACUGACAGAACGACGAAAACUGCAUGCAGUUUAUUGGAGCCCGUUAACUCUUUUCUAGUAGAUUUCUGUAGUUGUCCAAACGCUUCUUGGAUGAUCCAAUUGAGGUUGCAGACACCACUUCUGGGAGUCGGUUCCAAGAGUUUAUGACUCGGUGUGAGAACCACUACUCAACAGCAAUAUGAUUUCUUCUUGGCUUUUGAACUCUUCUGCUAUGUCCUCUAAGGUGUUCUGACCUGUUGGAAAGGAAGAAAGAGAAUAGGUCAGGUCCAUAGUCAUUAAAAUUUUUAACUUAAUUAAAUCUCUGUGCCUAUGGUAUGAUAGGGAAAAGAGAUUUAAACUGUCUAGUCUUCCCUCGUAUGAUAGAUUAGUCAUGCCGUGAGCCAUCCGUGUUUCCUUCCUCUGAACCCUUUCUAGAAUAUGUGAGUCCCCUCUAAGACAAGAACCGGCUGCCUGGAUAUAAUUUUCCAGUCUUGACCUUACCAGAGAUGUAUAUGAGAUGAACACGUCCCUGGUGAUUGUAGUAAAAGCUUUGCGAAUUGCCCAUUAUGAGCUGAAACGACGUGCAGCCAUGGGGUGAUAGUGUGCUGUAGUUUUUAGAUCGUGGCUAACUAUGACACCUAAAUUCAAAUGAGUCUGAAUUGAUGGGAGUGUUAUUCCCUCUAGUUCGUAGGAGCUGAUGCCAGCGUGUCCAAUGCGCAUACUUGCGCAUUUUGCUACAUUGAUUGGGAGCAUCCAUUCUCUGGACCAAUCUGACAAUUUGUUGUACGUGAGUGAUGUAUUUGAAAUACUUCAACAUAGCGUUGAAGCGGUACUGUGGUGCAUUCCUUACUGUUUUUUGUCUCGCAAAACCGGCUCAGAUCCCCGAAUUCCAGUUUGGGGCUUGCCCUCUGCGAAGCUGUAGACUGACAACACUGAACUAGCAUGUUACUGGUCGACCCUGUUGUGCCAACAUGAGGACGACUACUGAGCAGACAUGUGGUUCUUCACAUCUGACUCGAACAUAGUCUUGCCAAUAGGAGUGACGUUACUGUCACCAUUUAAAUAUGAAGAAUCCAUCAUAUUUGGGAAGUACGUAGUAUUGUUGAGGCACCUUGUUUCUUUUAUUUUAUUAUGGUUAUACAUCACAGGAUUAGUUUAUACUGUAAAACUUAUCAGACUUACACCACUUCAUAAACUCAUUAGUUGGCGAUAUAUCUGCAAGAAUUUCACUGAAAAUCUCCGUCCAUUAUUUCUAAACCAGAUAGAGCCAGUUUGUUCCUUAAAACUUGGCUAUGUUUUCAUUUCCCGACCUUUCAAUCGUCCACUCAUAUUGGCUGCAUAUAGGGGAAAUAGCUCCAAUACAUGAACGUAGUAGCUACUUAUUAGGUAGGUUUGAAUACUGCACUUCAGCAGAGUUUAUUGAUACUUUUUUGGAAAAUUGUACCGAUAAAUUUCUAUUUUUCUAGAUUCUUAACAUUUACCGCUUGCAAAGGAUCUUCAGUUCCAGUUGUUCCAAGGAAUACUUGCACGGCUACUUCAAAUUAUGCGUUCGCCUGGUACUGAAAACAGCUUAAAUGUCUCUCGGCUACCAUCAGAGUCUGAUAAUUCGUCAACGAGUCAACAAAGGGCGGGUGCGUAAAUAAUACUAUUUGUGUGUAUGGGUGCAGCCAUUUUCAGUAUAUUUAUUUAUUUUACAUUUUUCCUGUUUAUGAUAAGUGUAUCAACUGAAAAUGACACGCUUAUGGAUAAGAUCCCACGUUAGUUGGUCACUCGGUGGUAUUAUGACUCAGUCAUUGGUGAACACAUAUCAGGAGUUCCUGACUAUGGCUAUAGAACCGUUCAAUGCUCCCUGAUUUUCACGGGCUCUCUUACCUGAUGUCAGUUUGUAACAAAAUCAUCCUUAAAACAAAUCUCUAAUUAAAGUCGGCUUUUUAAGUAAUAUUAGGUUUCAUACUCUCAAAUCCAUUAAAUCCCCAAGUUCUUCCAUGUUACUACUCUUUCCAACGUAAAUUUCUGCUAAUAACUAUUUCGGAUCUCUUGUCUAUCUUUUUAUAUUUGUGUGCUAUAAGGAUGGUGGCAGCUUGGACCUCACUUCUGUGCAAAGUUCUGUUUUGAAACUCAAUCAAUCAAACUGCCUGUGAAGUCCAUCAGCGAGUGUUUCCGGAUCUCACUGUCAGAACAUAUCUUUCUACUGAGUGAUUUGAGGUUUUUUCUAAAGUAAUCAUGGUGUUACAUAUGUUGCUUCCACGAAAAAUGACUCCGCCCUAAUAUACCGUCUCUACUUGUAUUAAUUGGAAGUUCUCAAAUACCAUCUGUAUUCGUAUUAUCUCCAAAAGGAUUUGUUUGUUCACUCAGUUUGACGUAUACUGCAAUUCUACUUUUCGCCGUGAUCAUUUGAAUUUAUUUUCCUUUUGCAGUUUUAUUAUGGAAGCGGGCCCUCAAAAAAGUUAAGUCUGUAGAUAUCGACCCUUGGCAUAAUUUACCAUGGAGUGAAUACCCUGUCCACUCUGCUUUCAGGCAUCGAUACAGUGCAAUUAAAAAGAAAUGGGUUGUGGAUGAAGUACAAAUCAAGAUGGAAUCAUCACCAUUCGAUCGUGGAACAAUGAGGGAGUGCUUUAGACUGAAAAAACUAAGUCAGAGAGGAUCAGGGACAGAAGACUGGCAGCAUACAUCAAAUUACGUGGCUAAACGAUAUAUAGCACCUGUGGAUAAACGGGUUUAUUUCGACGAUGUGCGUCUGCAGAUGGAAGCAAAGUUGUGGGGUGAGGCUUUUAAUCGCCAUAACCCUCCUAAAAAGGUGGACAUUUUUCAGUUGUCCGUUCUUGAGUUGUGUAUUGACAAUACUGUUACUGACGAUAAAAGAAAUUCGUCCCCAAUGUUCCUCCAUAUUGAACGUUACAUGGAAGGUGAAUACCGUAAAUAUAACUCGAACUGUGGCUUCGUUGAUGAGUGUUUGCGCAAUACACCUCAGACGUUUAGUCAUUUCACGUUUGAACGCUCUGGCCACCGACUAUUAGUGGUAGAUAUUCAAGGUGUUGGCGACCUUUACACUGAUCCCCAGAUUCACACUUCAGAUGGUGUGGGUUACAACGACGGCAACCUUGGUGCUAGGGGAAUGGCAUUAUUCUUCCAUAGUCACAGAUGUAAUCCCUUGUGCAAAUGGUUGGGAUUGGCUGAAUUCGAUUUGGCCCCCUCUGAAAUUGGCUCACAAGGUCAUUACUGCCAAACUAAUGAUAUUUUGAAUAAUAUUGAAUCAGAAAUUGACCAGGGUGAAGUGAGUAUAUACGGGCAAAUUCAAAAGUCAAGUUUUCGUCGACGUACAUACAGCUUAAAUACGCAGAUGUUCUCUAAAUCGCCGUCGCAAUUAUUCGGUGCAACUGUUGUCCGCUCAUCCGAAAACAUGUCCACGUCAGCGUUUCCUAAAGCUCGUCGUCGCUGUGCUAGUGCAUCACUUUAUGAUCAAUCCAAAUCUACGGGAAAAAGUGUAGACUGUGGAUUGUCUUCCCAUUCCAUAGAUGAUGAAUUAGCAUUCGACAGCUUUUGUGACCUGAAACUUGAUGAGGCACAGUGUCUCAGCCAUUCUUUUGAAUUACCAAAUGACCUACCCCCAUUGAACGCUUCGAUUUUUGGACAGAGUUAUUCGCAACAGCUAUCUAAAGAAAUAAGUGUAAGAAAUCGCGCCGCAUCUGGUGACUCAGGAUACUAUGGACGAACUAACUUAGUCCAACCAUGUUCUGAAUUGCCUGAUAGUAAAUCUCAAGAAGCUACUGUUGAAUAUCAUCAAGACUAUGGAAACAGUGUCCGUGAUUCUGUUUCUUUGUUGGAUUCACCAAUAUCCGCUUCCCCAAACUAUUCUUUAGGUAUGCGAUCUUUUAUAGAAUCACGUUCAGUGGUUGAUGAACCUUACCCAUUUGGGACAAAUCACUCAAUUCUUGGUCGCAGUAAUUGGGUCAGUAGAAGGCAACGUAAUAUAAGUGAAUCCAGUGAUGUAGAUUCAGAAGAAUGUCAUCGUGUUACAGGAAAUUUGCUUUACCAGCUAAUGCAUGAAAACCACAAGCCCAGUUGUGCCGAUCACCCUACAAAUUUGGAUCAGGAAAUCGGACAUUCCAUUCUAGGACAAAUCCAUCAUGAACUUGCUCGACUUCAUGAAGCUGGACGUUUCAUUCCUUCGAACAAAGGUGGAUGGUCACAUACCGGCUUAGGAGGUCUGGCUGUAAAUCCAAAUGAAGAAUUGGCCGAUCAGGAUAAUUUACAAACAGAUAUCACUAAUGGGAAUGAUGAUGAGACAAAGUGUAACCCACCAGCUUCGAUCGAUUGGUCAGCUGUACUAUUUCACGAACGUCAUGCUGCUCAGUUGGGUUGCUUGGAAGCUAUGAUAGUUAUGGCACAUUAUUAUCUGGGUUUACCAACCCAACUCCUUGAAUGUCCCAUAAAACCUGAUCCAAGUGAUAUUCGGGUUGGUAUCGAUCACCUCUGGCGUGCUGCAGAAGGCGGUGACCGUCGAUGCAUGAUUUUACUUGCUCGUUAUCUAGACAUAUCAGUCAGUCUUUUAAAUACAGGACAUCAAUUAAACUUUAUUACAACCCCGAGUGACAUGUUACUACUCCCGGCUUUACAAGCUUUUGUCAACAGCGAUAACUAUUCAUUGCUUCCAUCCAUUUCUCCCGACUCUUGGUCUGAAGCUAUUGGAUGGUAUAAACGAGCAGUCGAUUGUGCCAUGGAUUCGUCAGCUUCCGGUGAUGGAUGUCCAGAUAAAGGUUUGGAUGCUGAAGGCCGAUAUGACGCUGCUGAAGACUUAUUGCCUGUUUAUCGUAUUUUAGCUCGUAUGGCUGAAAUGUAUUCUGUCGGAGGUUUUGGUCUCAAGCAGAACUUGUCACUAGCAGGGGAUCUUUUUAGCCAGGCUGGAGAAACCGCAUCUUCUGCGUUACAGGGUCGUUUAGCCGCAAGAUAUUUUGAGUUAGCUGAUGAAGCAUAUUUAUCAGCUGAACAAUCAACGAACGAUUAGUUUUUUUUAUUUGAACUUCAUCUAGUUAUGUAAAUAAUUACCUUAGUAUAUUGUAUCUUUUGUCAAAUUCUGCUGAUAUAUCUAAUGGUUCCAUUUGUAUAUCAUUCAAUAUGCUUUUAUUGAAUCACUUUAUUAUGCAUUGUAUUAGGAAUUGUGAUGUUCUAAUUUCACAACUACUUUUCUUUAUGUUUAUUAAGUGAUUUAUUCUACCUUCUACCGGUUGUAUAGCGUUUGGUUGUGCUGUUGCACGCGCAUUCCAAUACAUAUUUUUCCCUUUUAUCUAACAUUUAGAACUUGAAUUUAUUACUAUUGCACUUCUCGUAUAUGACUUCAGCUGUGGUGAACUGUUAUCUCAUAAUAUUUGCUGAACAAAAUGUUGAUAAGAUCCU
Trichobilharzia szidati is the source of this 5717-nucleotide messenger RNA. The record is from the annotation of a GenBank genome assembly. NCBI's taxonomy places the organism in Eukaryota, Metazoa, Platyhelminthes, Trematoda, Strigeidida, Schistosomatidae.